Messenger RNA from Trametes versicolor FP-101664 SS1, 685 nucleotides. Its product is annotated as DNA-directed RNA polymerase III core subunit RPC11. Gene Ontology annotation, molecular function: zinc ion binding; nucleic acid binding; DNA-directed RNA polymerase activity. The record is from RefSeq and is a predicted model, not a curated record. NCBI's taxonomy places the organism in Eukaryota, Fungi, Basidiomycota, Agaricomycetes, Polyporales, Polyporaceae. The transcript has 5 exons. The coding region runs from base 80 to 400 and encodes 106 amino acids. Gene Ontology annotation, cellular component: RNA polymerase III complex. Gene Ontology annotation, biological process: termination of RNA polymerase III transcription; regulation of DNA-templated transcription; DNA-templated transcription.
CUCAGCCUCGAGUGUACUCAACGUCUGCUUGUAGCGCAUUCUCUGGAUCUCUGGUCUUCUGAAAAGAUAGAAACUAGUGAUGCUGUUCUGUCCAAACUGCGCAAAUCUGCUCGUCAUUUCAGCAGAGACAGGCUACAACAAAUGGGCGUGCAAUACAUGCGCGUAUGAGUUUCCUAUAACUAAGCAGAUGACAUCUCGAACAAAGCUCAAGCGAAAAGUCGUGGACGACGUCUUGGGCGGAGAUGAGCAGUGGAAGCACGCCGAUUCUACCACCGCGACAUGUCCAAAAUGCGACAAUGGUCGCGCAUACUUCUAUCAGCUGCAGAUUCGGUCAGCAGAUGAGCCUAUGACCACAUUCUAUCGCUGUACGGCCUGUGCCAACAACUGGCGAGAAAACUAGACUUGCCUUCCAGUGCAAGCCCUGGCCGUCUGCGCUCAAUUUUGCGCAUAUUCGAAGGACAAGCCUCCGCACCCUGGCAAUCUACGCAUGCUAUUACGCUGCGCUCAUGUUAUCGCGCGUCAAGAUCCGACUUUUCGGAUGGAGAACGCGCGUCCCGAGCUGCAAACAAGGACCGCGUGCCCUGAACUACGAGUACGACCGGGGAGAUCAUCUGUAUUUCGUAUAGGCCAACUGUUAUGACGCGUGUACUCAUGCAUUGCCGUUGUAGAUAUAUUCCAGUUACGC